AGGAGUCAAUGCUCCUGUUUUAGUUUUAUUUGAAAUUGGUGGGAAGAUUGAGUUACAGGUGUCAACAAAGUUGUGUCAGGUUUCGGGUGACACAACACCCACAUGCUGUGGCCCACAUUGUCCUGUAGGUGGUGUGGUGUGAAUCUAUGCCUCACUUGUUGGUCUUUGUUUCCUGAAAACAAAGAGUGCGUCAGACCUCCCCCUCCUCCCCCCUCCCCACCCCAUAUUCUCUUUAAAAUAAGAGCCUGGGGGAGGAUGGGGGAGGAUGGGGGAGUCAGUGGUGAUCUGAUCCUCCUGAGAACAACAUUAAGUAAAGAUGGUAUGAAACAAAACCUGGACUGAAGUGACCUGGUCUCACCUGGUCUCAGCUGGUCCCUGCAGUUCCUGGUGUGGUCUGGGUCAGACUGAGAUUAGGAUUACACCUCAGAUUAUUAGCACAGCAGAUGGUUGGUUACUGUUACUGCUGCUAAUGCUAAUGCUAACAUCUGACCAUACACUGAUGAUACACUGUUUGGAGUAACCUCAGGUGGUACCAGUACUAGGUACAGGUAGUAGUACUGCAGUAAUCUCCUGAUCAACUUUACCAUCAUCACUUCCUGGAUCCCACAUGGGCUACACUCUGUUCUCUCUUCCCAUUGGCUCCUGAGCGUCGGAAGGCGUGCGUGUCACUGUGAGAGACAGCGGAACAAAAGAGAGGGUGUGUGUGCGCGUGCGUGCGUGUGUGUGUGUGAGAGAGAGAGCUUCAGACUGAAGCAGAACCGUGGUCUUCAUCCUGCUGCUCUUCAUUUCAUGUCACUCUUCUUCUUCUUUGUUUCUUCUUUGUUUCUUUCUUUAAUUUCCGGUGUCUUUUCAGCCGCCGCCGCCCGUCGUUCUGACCUUCUUCACAGAAACUCUCCUGCGUCGCGUUUCCAGCUUCUGCCGCGCAGUUAUUUACCGAAAUAACGAAGGGUCCGAGUCUCGGCGCCGGUACCAUGGUGGCCGGCGAGCUCGUGCUCACCGCCACCGCCGCACCUGACAUCAUCGUGAAGAACCGGAGCGAUCCCGGAGAAGAGGCAGCGGUGGAGGAGGAAGCUGGUCGUCAGUCCGAGUCACUGUCCGUGGAAGACGAGACAGAGAGCGACGAGGGGGAAAAGAAGCCGAAUGAGAGAGAGAAGAUGCUGCCUGACGGAGGAGGAGGAGGAGAAGAAGAAGAAGCGGCGAAGCAGGAGGACAACAUCCCGGAGACGCGUCUGUUCCUGCGCCGCUUCGCGGUUCUGGCCGUGUUCAGCCUGUACUCGCUGGUCAACGCCUUCCAGUGGAUCCAGUACAGCAUCAUCGCCAACGUCUUCACGCAGUUCUAUGACGUCACCAACGUUAUGGUCGACUGGCUCUCCAUCGUCUACAUGCUCGCCUACGUGCCGCUCAUCUUCCCGGCGACCUGGCUGCUGGACCGCCGCGGUCUGCGGCUGACCGCGCUCCUCGGCUCCGGCCUCAACUGCGCCGGCGCGUGGCUAAAGUGCGCCAGCGUCAGUCCGGACAGGUUCGGCGUCACCAUGACGGCGCAGGUGGUCUGCUCCGUGGCUCAGGUCUUCAUCCUCGGUCUGCCCUCCCGCAUCGCCUCCGUGUGGUUCGGACCCAGUGAGGUGUCCACGGCGUGCGCCACAGCCGUACUCGGCAACCAGUUGGGCACAGCCAUCGGCUUCCUGUUGCCUCCUGUCCUGGUUCCUAACACGCCCGACGACGUCGAACUGACGUCUCACAACAUUAGCAUCAUGUUCUACGGCACGGCCGCGGCCUCCACCCUCCUGUUUGUCCUCACUGUUAUAGUCAUCAGGGAUCGUCCGGCCCUCCCCCCCAGUCAGGCUCAGGCCGUGCUGCCGGACUCGCCUCCUGAAGAUUAUUCCUACAAACGGUCCAUUGUCAACCUGAUGAAGAACAAACCCUUCGUUCUGCUGCUCGUUAGCUACGGUAUUCUGACUGGAUCGUUCUACUCCAUCUCAACCCUCCUCAACCAGAUGAUCAUGACCUGCUACAAGAACCAGGAGUUGAACGCCGGGAGAAUCGGUCUGACGCUGGUCGUUGCUGGUAUGGUCGGCUCCAUCCUCUGUGGCCUGUGGUUGGACCACACCAAGCAGUACAAGAUGACCACACUCGUCGUCUACAUCCUGUCCUUCCUGGGUAUGGUGGUCUUCACCUUCACCCUGGACCUGGACAACAUCCACCUGGUCUUCGUCACUGCUGGAGUCCUGGGGUUCUUCAUGACAGGGUACCUGCCUCUGGGCUUUGAGUUUGGGGUGGAGAUCACGUACCCAGAGUCUGAGGGAACGUCUUCAGGUCUCCUCAACGCCUUUGCUCAGAUCUUUGGGAUCGUCCUGACCCUGAUUCAGGGUAAACUGACCAAUCACAGUCAUCUGGCUGGAAACCUGCUCCUCUGUGCUUGGAUUCUGCUUGGAAUUCUGUUGACAGCUUUGAUCAAGUCUGAACUGAAGAGACACAACGUCAACGUAGGAGCAGGACACAGGACGCUGCUGGCCGUUCCUGAUGACCCCCCCCCCGACGACCCUUCACACAACAAACCCAACGGGUUCAAACUGGAUCCGUCCUUCAGCUUCUCCAGGGAAACCUCACUGUGACCCCGUGGAGGACCAGGUGUACCAUGUGCAGUUGGAUGGUCCUCCUGGUGAACUGUUCUGUCUGUUUUUCAUGUCUGACAUUUCAUGACCGCUGUGACCCAAGGUCUGGACCAGUCCUCACUGGAACCAUGGGCGGUUCACUGUCAAGUAGUACCAGGUACCAGGAGUCCAGGACUGACAGAGGUCCAAGGACCUGAAGACACAGACCUCUGGUCUGACCUGUCUUGGACUAUUCUCCACUGGACUGUCUCUAGGUGGACACACAGGUGGACCUGGUGCAGUAGUUCCUAGUACUGACUAUUCCUGGUGGCCCAAAGGAACAGGUUUGGGACGGACGACCCCCGUGUUCCUCUAAAGGUUUACCUCCUUCUCCUACUGGUCUAACCCAGUACCUGAGCCGUCAGUACUGCGUCUGGUACUGGUCUAACCCAGUACCAGAGCCGUCAGUACUGCGUCUGGUACUGGUCU
Molecule: messenger RNA, 3080 nt
Organism: Cynoglossus semilaevis (tongue sole)
Lineage: Eukaryota; Metazoa; Chordata; Actinopteri; Pleuronectiformes; Cynoglossidae
Gene: flvcr1
Product: FLVCR choline and heme transporter 1
Exons: 10
Coding region: 972-2612 (546 amino acids)
Biological process (GO): mitochondrial transport; heme export; erythrocyte differentiation
Cellular component (GO): mitochondrion; membrane
Molecular function (GO): heme binding; heme transmembrane transporter activity
Source: RefSeq, a predicted model, not a curated record